UUCCUCUGACGGUCGCUGAAGACUGAAAGGUCUUCAACCGGUCUUUUAGUUGUGGCAGCAGCACCUUCCUCUGUCCUUCAGCAGGAAAAUGUACUACAAGUUCAGCGGUUUCACCCAGAAAUUGACGGGCGCUGCUCCCACGGCGGCCUACUGCCCUCAGGGACUGAAGCAAGGUUUGCCUGCAGAGUCUCCGACCAUGAUCUUCGCCACACCCACCAAGAUGGUGUCAGAAGCAGGGUCCACAGUGGAGUAUUUGGGAGCAAACAAAGUUCCUGACCUCCAGAAGUUUUUCCAGACAUCGGACGGCCCAGUCCAUCUAAAGCGAGGAUAUCCUGACCGACUACUGUACCGCACCACCAUGGCUCUCACAGUCGGAGGCGUCAUCUAUUGCCUGGUGGCUCUCUACAUCGCAGCUCAGCCCAACAAGAAGUGACAGACACAAACUCGGGACCUUCUUGUGUAACACCACUUACUUGUUGCUGCUGCCAUCAUCCAGACAUUCACAGCCCUGGUCUCACCAGACCACCUCUUUGGGACCCCUUUUAAAUGAGAAAUUUCCCCUCUGCACAGUGGUUCUUGAAGGACAGGAAGAGCUUUAUGACCUUCAGGUGUAACUGCCAUCAAGCUAAAUAAAAUCAAAUGAAUAUGGCUUCAGCAUUAAUAAAUACAUUUGCAGACCUUUUUUUUUCUAUAAAAUUCAGCUUCAAAGUCUGUAUAAAUUGCCUGCCCUAUUGCUGCUGGCAAUAAAUAAAGAAAAGGUGGAGUGAAUGUGUUUUAGCUCAGAAAAGCUUGAGAGUCUCAGUACUAUCAAGAUACAAAGCCAAUGAAAACCAGUGUGAUGUCUGUGUUCUUUGAGAAAGAUGUCUAAGUUAAUAAAUUCUAGAAAGAAAA
Girardinichthys multiradiatus is the source of this 891-nucleotide messenger RNA. RefSeq names its product cytochrome c oxidase subunit 7A-related protein, mitochondrial (gene cox7a2l). NCBI's taxonomy places the organism in Eukaryota, Metazoa, Chordata, Actinopteri, Cyprinodontiformes, Goodeidae. The coding region runs from base 89 to 433 and encodes 114 amino acids. The transcript has 3 exons. Gene Ontology annotation, biological process: regulation of oxidative phosphorylation; mitochondrial electron transport, cytochrome c to oxygen; mitochondrial respirasome assembly. The record is from RefSeq and is a predicted model, not a curated record.